Messenger RNA from Xyrauchen texanus (razorback sucker), 14117 nucleotides. It is a transcript of the gene bptf, whose product is annotated as bromodomain PHD finger transcription factor. The record is from RefSeq and is a predicted model, not a curated record. Gene Ontology annotation, cellular component: NURF complex. The transcript is spliced from 33 exons. NCBI's taxonomy places the organism in Eukaryota, Metazoa, Chordata, Actinopteri, Cypriniformes, Catostomidae. Gene Ontology annotation, molecular function: RNA polymerase II cis-regulatory region sequence-specific DNA binding; zinc ion binding. Gene Ontology annotation, biological process: regulation of transcription by RNA polymerase II. The coding region runs from base 2811 to 11483 and encodes 2890 amino acids.
UGAACAUAAAAAAGAUUCAACAACUAAGACAUAAACUGAACAAGUUUUACUGACAUGUGACUAACAGAAAUGGAAUAAUGUGUCCCUGAACAAAGGGGGGUCAAAAUCAAAAGUAACAGUCAGUAUCAUUAAGUACUGCAGUGCAUCUCCUCCUCAAGAACUGCACCAGUUUUGCCAGUUCUUGCUGUGAGAUGUUACCCCACUCCUCCACCAGGGCACUUGAAAGUUCCCGGACAUUUCUGGGGGGAAUGGCCCUAGCCCUCACCCUCUAAUCCAACAGGUCCCAGAAGUGUUCAAUAGGAAUGGCAGAACACUGACAUUCCUGUCUUGCAGGAAAUCAUGCACAGAACGAGCAGUAUGGCUGGGUGGCAUUGUCAUGCUGGAGGGUCAUGUCAGGAUGAGCCUGCAGGAAGGGUACCACAUGAGGUAGGAGGAUGUCUUCCCUGUAACACACAGUGUUGAGAUUGCCUGCAAUGACAACAAGCUCAGUCCGAUGAUGCUGUGAUGCAACGCCCCAGACCAUGAUGGACCCUCCACCUCCAAAUCGAUCCCGCUCCAGAGUACAGGCCUCAGUGUAAUGCUCAUUCGACAAUAAACCCAAGUCCGGCCAUCACCCCUGGUGAGAAAAAAACGUGGCUCGUCAGUGAAGAGGACUUUUUGCGAGUCCUGUCUGGUCCAGCGAAGGUGGGUUUGUGCCCAUAGGCGACGUUGUUGCCGGUGAUGUCUGGUAAGGACCUGCUUUACAACAGGCCUACAAGCCCUCAGUCCAGCCUCUCUCAGCCUAUUGUGGACAGUCUGAGCACUGAUGGAGGGAUUGUGAGUUCCUGGUGUAACUUGGGCAGUUGUUGUUGCCAUCCUGUACCUGUCCCGCAGGUGUGAUAUUCGGAUGUACCGAUCCUGUGCAGGUGUUACAUGUGGUCUGCCACUGCGAGGAUGAUCAGCUGUCCUUCCUGUCUCCCUAUAGCACUGUCUUGGAUGUCUCACAUUACAAACAUUGCACUUUAUUGCCCUGGACACAUCUGAAGUCCUCAUGCCUCCGUGCAGCAUGCCUAAGGCACGUUCAAGUAAAUAUUAUUUUAUAGUUUGUUAUCUUUACAAUGCGUCCUCAUUUAUCAGGCCUGAAGUAGGAAACCUUGUCAUAAUUAUUUGCUAAUUUGAGUAAAUUUCACAGGUAAAUAAAAUAGGUACAUUUUACUUAACGUUUCAAAGCUGGUGUUCCCAGCAAGCACCAGGCUUGAAUAAUUACUGAGCUUGCAUUGUUUCACUGUUUGCAAGUUGAUGUACACCGAUUUUAUUGUUGCUUCUAAUCAAAAUUACCCAUUCAUGAUAAAAUAAAUAAAUAAAACUAUCUGUUGAUUGUUACCAUCAACGUGAUUUGUGCACCAAGUGUUCAGGUCUGUGUGCAUUUCUAUUGAUAUUAAAGCAAGGUGAUUUUGACAAAUAGAUUUCAAAGCAUGCGUUGUGCUUUCCAGUAGAAGACUUCUGUGCGUCAUGUGGUACAUAACUAAGCUAAAAUAAGCAUUGAGAUGCUUGUACACUUUUAAAAGCAUGUCUUAAUUUAGAGCGACAAUGCUUCAGUAAAAUGUACACAAACACAACAAAAGGUUAAGUAAAAUUCACUUUAAGCGGAGAAUUGGAAUGUAAACUUUCUUUGAGAAGUUCUAAUUAAGGCUAAAAAUAAUAGUGUGUAGACUUUAAUUUACUAGCAAUUUCAGCAUGAAAACUGUUUCCUAGUUUUUUUUAUAAGUAAAUCCCAUUCCAUAUUUUUUUCAGUGUUUUAAAGUCCAGCUUUUAAGCUUUAAGUCGACACCCAUUUUGUGUUGCUUAAGUAAGAAGUUAAUGAAUUAAUUAGAUUUUUUUUUUUUUUAGCACAGAGCAUCAAAAGUAUGACAGGAUAUGUAUUUAUUAUUAUUUAAGCCACUUAAGAGCAAGUAUACAGUAUAUGCCUGCAUGUCAGACAACAUGUCUAAUAUGUACCUAAAUCUCCUAUAUAUCAAAUUUACCUAAAAACUGACAAACUUUGAAGAAAAAGUUUUUAAUGCAACAGUAAUUUUGGCACUGCCUUUGAUUGUUUAUGAAACGUAUGUUUAGAAAUUAUGGCAUUUUCUCUCAAUUACUAGCACUUGGCUGUAUUGACAGCAACGACGAACCAUAAAUGCAAACCACCACGUUGGCCACAACGCGAGACUUACAGAUUCGACGCAGAAGUGUAAACUGUUUACAACAGAAAGUGCGUCAUUUAUGAAAAACGUGACUUAUAAUGCUGAAAUUGUAAUACACAAUAAAAACAACCAUUUUUUGAAAGUAGUCAACCGUUUAUAAACCCACACUUACAACGAACCACGUUGAGGGGCAUGGAGAAUUUAAAAACGUGCGAACAAAUCACCCGGAAAAUCACGCAUAAACAUCGAACGCGCAUGCAGAACCUCAUUUCCCGCGCUAAAGAAUCGAAUGUUUGUAACACGCACUCUGGAAGCGCAUUAAUUGGUGAAAUAGAAUGGGGAAAAAUCGUGGUAAAAUGUAGCAGGCGUUCGACUAAAGCGCUGAUCACGUGACUCCCGCAGUAGGCCUGCUGUCUGUUGUCAGUGGACGGAGAGGGAGGAAAGAACAUGGCGGCUGCGAGCGACCUGAAGCGGGGCACCGGGCGUUCGUUUUGAGCUUUCUCGCGUUAACCGAGACCGGGGCUCCGCGGGACUAGUGCAUCCUCACAUACACGGGAUUAUAUUUGCAGUGGUACCCGAAAUUCCGGGUUUUAUGCGUGUAAAGAGCGCGCAAAACGUGAAACUGAAGAGAAUAGAUUUUUAUCCAUAAUGAGGGGGAGACGAGGCAGGCCGCCCAAAACCCCGCUAACGCAGGAGCCCUCUUCGGGAUCGGUGCGCGGGUUGAGACCCCGCAGGACAUUAAAGCCGAAGGUGAGAGGGAGCUCCGAUGAGGAUUUUGUCACUCCGAAACGGGGGAGCCAGCACCAUUCAACACGAGGCCGGAGGAAAGUGCGAUCCGCGGGAUUGAGAGGCAGAGGAAGAGGCAGAGGAACGGGCAGAGGCAGGGGACGGCGGAGCACCGCGAGUGGGGUGGUGUACGAUGACCACGAGAGCGAUGAAGAGGACGACGAUGCGGUCAGUUUGCGAUCGGAGGGGGACGACUACAUCGCGGAGCCUCUUACGGAUGAUGAAGAAGAAGAAGAAGAGGAGGAGGCCAUCAACGAUGAAUCGGACUACCUGGAAGAUCUGGAGGUAGAGGAUGAAGACGAUGCCAGUUUCUGCACCGAGAGCAGCCACGGCAGCACUGCAGUAGGUCGGAGAAGGCCUAGACCAAGACGGCCACCUUCUCCUAUUUUGGAACAGAAGGAGAUUCCUGCUUUGAAGUUGCCCAGUUCUUCUGAGGACCUUCUCAUUACCAAUGAACAGCUUCUUAACGCAUCGGCUGUGUAUGAGGUCCUUCGCAGCUUUAGCACAGUCUUGCGGCUGUCUCCAUUCCGCUUUGAGGACUUCUGCGCUGCUUUGGUUGGACAGGAGCAAUGCACGCUAAUGGCUGAGACACACAUCUCUCUCCUGAAAGCUAUCUUACGGGAGGAGGACACUUCCAACACCACCUUUGGACCAGCGGACCUUAAAGACAGCGUUAAUUCCACUCUCUACUUCAUUGACGGGAUGACCUGGCCAGAGGUGGUGCGUGCAUACUGUGAGAGUGACCCGGAAUAUCACCAUGUUCUCCCUGACCUAGAGGGCGAAGAAUACCCCUUCAGCCCUUUGGAGAGCAAAGUCAAGGUCUUGCAGUUCCUGGUGGACCAAUUCCUCACCACCAACCUCGCCCGUGAGGAGCUGAUGUCCGAGGGGGUUGUUCAGUAUGAUGACCACUGCCGGGUGUGCCACAGACUGGGCGAUCUGCUCUGCUGUGAGACCUGUUCGGCGGUGUAUCACCUGGAGUGUGUGAAGCCUCCUCUGCAGGAGGUACCCGAGGACGAGUGGCAGUGUGAGAUUUGUGUGGCGCACAAAGUUCCUGGUGUAACGGACUGUUUGACAGAGUUUCAGAAGAACCGGCCGUACAUCCGGCAGGAGCCCAUUGGUUACGAUCGGCAUCAAAGAAAAUACUGGUUUCUCAACAGGAGGAUUGUUGUGGAGGAGGAUGGAGAUGAUGAAAAUAAGAAGACCUGGUACUACAGCACUAAAGUCCAGCUGGGUGAGUUAAUGGAGGUUCUGGAUAAAGGCUUCUGGGAAAGCGACCUCUGUUCUGUGCUGGAGGAGAUUAGAGAGGAGAUCCAUUCUCACAUGGACAUCACAGAGGAGCUCACUAACAAGGCCCGUGGAAAUAACAAAGCAUACCUCACUGUUGCCAAUGAUGUGAUCUUGGACCGUCUAAAGGCCAAGCAGGAGGCAGAGCUUGAGGAGCUAAAACGACGGGCAGCAGAGGAGGCCGAGAAGGCCAGACAGGAAUCUGAAUCACAGUCUUGUGAACAAGGUGUGACCAAUGCAAUGACCCCUGCAAACGGAUCGUGUCCGCAACAAGACUCCAGUGCACCUACUUCUGCAAACACUGCUCCAGCUGAUGAGGAAGGCAGCACCGGUAUUCCCAAGCCCACGGCAAGCAUCUCAGCCAUACCGCCUAAAACCGACUCUCCAAGUCCCACAGGGAAUGCCACGACUAUGUCUUCCAAUACUGUGGAGAAAGGUGAACCUGCAGAGGGGGUGAAAGACUUGGCAGGUAAGAGCUCAGAGUCUGUAGGUCAGGGUGAUGGGGAUUCUGUACUAGAAACUGAACCUCCGCAGACAGCAGAUGAGAACAGCUGCAGCAGUCAUUUCUCCAUCUCUGACUGCCUGCGACCUCCGGAAGAGUCUGACCUGGUAGACCGCUCCUCACAGUCUUCACUAAACAGCCAGGAUGAUGCAGGUGAAGGUAAAACUAAUGGAGAUGGCACAAAGACAGGUUCUUCACGCAUGGUUACACGACUCCGGAACCCUGACAGCAAGCUCAGCCAGCGCAAGGUUAUGCAGGACAAAGACUGCAGCUCUCAGGAUGGUAGUAAAGCACUUAGAGAGACUCCUCCACUGUCAUCUUUUGGCUCUUUCAAGAGAGAUUCAUCCAAGCAGACUGGCAGUGGCUUUUUCAAGCUGGGCCACGAGGGCAAAUUCCGUGUGUACCACAACCAGUACAGCACUAACACACUUGCGCUGAACAAGCAUCAACACCGUGAGGACCACGACAAACGUAGGCAUCUUUCCCACAAGUUCUGCAUGACCCCGGCUGGUGAUUUCAAGUGGAAUGGAUCAUUAUAUGGCUCAAAAGCACUGACGGUGUCCACUCUAAGAUUAACCAUCAUCCAGCUAGAGAACAAUGUCCCUGCUCCAUUCCUACAUCCAAACUGGGCUUCACACAGGUCAAACUGGAUAAAGGCUGUCCAAAUGUGCAGCAAAGCGAGAGAGUUUGCUUUGGCUUUGGCCAUUCUGGAGUGUGCAAUAAAACCAGUGGUCAUGCUCCCAAUAUGGAAGGAUUCUUUGGGUCACACAAGGCUUCAUCGUAUGACCUCUGUGGAGCGGGAAGAGAAAGAGAAGGUAAAAAAGAGGGAGAAAAAACUGGAGGAUGAAGAGACAAUGCAGCAGGCCACAUGGGUGAAGUACACGUUCCCCAUUAAACACCAGGUGUGGAAACAGAAGGGAGAGGAGUACAGGGUAACUGGUUAUGGAGGCUGGAGUUGGAUAAGUAAGACCCACGUCCAUCGCUUUGUCCCAAAGCUACCUGGAAACACCAACGUCAACUAUCGGAAAGCACUUGAGGCAGCUAAAACUGGAACGGACAAUCAGGCAGCUCUCUCAAAAACCCCUAAAACUUUGGAAAAAACAGAUAAAGUCUCUACUCAAAAUGUGUCUGAAAAGGAUAAUGUCCAGAUCACAUCACUGGAUUCUUCUGAAGAACAGCCAUCUGUGGAGAAAGAUCAUGUGUUAAAAGAGGAAAAAGUUGAGGAAAAAGUUGAGGAAAAAGUGGUUGAAAAAGAGGAUGAAAAUUUUGAAGAAAAGAGUGAUAAAGAAAAUGGAUCUGUGGAAAAAAUGGACACUAGCGCUCCUCACUCUGAUGUAAAUGAAGAUAAAGCUAACAUUUCAAAUGAUUCACCCACAUCAAAUGAGUCUCCUUUCAAAGGAGAGUCUAUUGAAAGUGAGGUGAUGAAGGAUAGUGCUCUGAGUGAACCCCAACAGUCCUUCUGCUCUGAUGUUGUGAACGUCAGUGAGGGCUUCCUGCAACGCAUUGCGUACAAGAAAAUAGUUAAGGCUUCAAAACUUGAUGGCCUUCUGGAGAGGCGGGUCAAACAGUUUACCAUUGAAGAGAAGCAGAGAUUGGAGAAACUCAAGCAGACUACAGUUUCUAAACCCUCCACUGCAAAGGUCAUGGAGAACAAGGUGACAACCAUUGCUGCUCAAGACCAAAAGGUCAAGAUUGAAGGAAAUAUCCCUGAAACUCUGAAAUAUACCCAGGCAGAUGGGGUAGCAGACCCAGCAAUACAGCAAAAAGACCAUGUGGUCAAAAAGCUUGAUUUUAACCAAGAGGAAGAGCAAGUAAGUAUAAAUACUUCAGGACAGAAGAAUAACUUGGAUGUCAGGUUAAAUGAUUUCGGUGACACUGCCCGUGAAGAACAUCAACAAAAAUCGGCAGAAACAGAAUCUAAAGCACCCAGUCGGGUAGCAAUGUCUGAGCUUAAUGGAAACUCGCAAAGUCUUGAUCCAAGUGUUCAACAAAAUGCUAAACCCGAUAAAACCAUCUCCGAAGGUCUUACACCAGAAGACCCUGAGAAAAAGACUGUGGUUGAAAACAAUGAGAAUAACCUUGAUGUAGAAAAAGCUGUGCAAUUAAAUGGGAAAGAUGGUCCUGGGGAUUCGCUAUGUAAGAAUUUGAAUGAUAAUGUCAACCCGAAGGAGCUAACCAAUAGCCUUGGGGAGGAAAUCAAAGCAAUAUCAUCAAAGGAACCAGUGAAGUCUCUAAUGAAUGGUGAUUCCACUCAAGAGGGUCUUAAAGAAUGGACUCGUAGCACAAUUCCUGAAGAGGAAACUGAAGGAGAGAAAGAAGUUACCAAGUUUGACCCUGAUUAUCUACCACCUCAGAAAGUGGCUAAGUUGGAAAACGACACUGAAGGAACUUUAGACUCUUCUGUUAGUUACACUGUACCUAAACCUUCAGUAGCUUCCGAGCCAAACAUAAGAUCCGAGGUGCCUAGUAAAAGCUCCAAGGUGGAGCUGAUGCAAGUCGAGGAGUCCAAGUCUCUUGUACCUUCUCCCGUCCCAUCAGCGGAAGAGUCCAGCCUAAGCAGCGACCUCACCGAAAACUGUAGCAACGGGAGCAAGAUAACAACCGUCAUUACUCAAGUCACUAAAACUACAACGACGGUAUCAACUGAGGCCCAUACGGUAUUGACGUCAAGCCUUGCUUCCAAUAACGGGAUAAGUACAUCCGUGCCUGAUUCUAAGGUGGAAUCAUCCAGCUCUGUUUCAAAACUCUUUACUACAACUACCACUUCUGUUACCAAGGUCACAAACUCAUCCCAGGAAGCCAUGGUAACAAAAGAGUCCAAGACAAUUGUAACGGAAACUCUGACUGAUACAAAGUCUGGUCCUAGUGGUUCCUCAGUGACAUCCAUGACAGUAAGUCAAGAAUAUUCCACCAGGGACAGAGUACGACUGUUAAAGUUCUCUCGCAUCAAGAAAACACGAUCCGGGACAGCCUUGCCUUCGUACCGCAAGUUUGUAACCAAGAGUAGCAAGAAGAGCAUCUUUGUGCUUCCCAACGACGAGCUAAAGAAGCUUGCCAGACGCAGUGGCAUUCGUGAAGUUCCUAUAUUCAACUAUAAUGCCAAGCUAGCCUUGGAUAUCUGGCCCUACCCAUCUCCGCGACCAACAUUUGGAAUCACAUGGAGAUACCGACUCCAGACAGUGAGGUCUCUGGCUGGGGUAAGCCUGAUGCUACGGCUGCUCUGGGCCUGCCUCAGAUGGGACGAUAUGUCUGUAAAGCCUUCACCUGCUGUCGGGACAACACGGACAGAAACAUCUGACACUGAUAUCACCACCACCGAGAUCAUCAAGCGGCGAGAUGUUGGGCCUUACGGCAUUCGUUCAGAGUAUUGCAUCAGAAAGAUAAUCUGUCCCCUCGGGGUGCCUGAGACUCCCAAAGAGACUCCCACACCUCAAAGAAAAGGCCUACGAUCCAGUGCUCUGAGACCAAAGAAACCAGAACCAGCGAAGCAGACAGGGCCUAUUGUGAUUGAAACCUGGGUGGCUGAGGAAGACCUGGAACUAUGGGAGAUUCGAGCCUUUACUGAAAGGGUUGAGAGGGAGAAGGCACAGGCAGCUGACCCGACUAAGGUUAGUGUGCAGAAGAAGGCAGAGGAGGUCAAGGCCCAAUUGGAAGCUCAGCUUAAGCAGCAGAGAUUGGCAGCCCAGCAGAAACGGUUGGAGCAGCAAAAACCUGCAGGCACCAGCAGCACAUGCACCCUGACCAGCACACCUACGACCCCUGGAACCACCCCUCAGAAGGUGGUGGUGGGGGCUGUUGGCGGUCCGGUAACUACAGUGCCAAAAGUGGUGAUGACCACCAAGCUUGGCUCUCCGGUAACAUUCCAGCAAAACAAGAACUUCCAGCAGUCCUUUGCUUCCUGGGUCAAGCAGGGCCAAGGCAAUACAGUCUCCACCAGUUCUGUUGUGACUGUGGCGGCGAGUAGCGCCACCACGUCCGGGCAAACGUUCCACAUCACAGCUGCUGCGGGGUCGAUGGCCGGCAGUGUCAUCGCAGCUAAACUGCCUGUUCCAGCCAACAGCAAGAUAGUCACAGUGAACAUGCCAACAACGCAAGGAGGGUUGGUGCAGGUACAGCAGAAAGUGGUGGGCAUCAUUCCAUCAAGCACAGCAGGCAGUGCACAGUCCUUUCCCUCAUUCCAGCCCCGUGCUGCCACUAUUAACAUCAGACCCAACACUAGCACCUCCACACAACAGGUCGUUACAACUGGAACUCUCCGUCCGGGGAUGGCAAUGAUACGUUCUCCACUGCAACAGACCACCACCCUUGGCAAGACUAUCAUUCGUGCUCCCCUGAUGGUUCAACAAGGUCAAGGGCAACAGGCAGUUCAGAGCAGUACUGGAGCUCAGGCGAUGGGCACCCCACCUCGCCUCUCUGUACCAACCCAGCCCCAGACCCCUCAGACACCCUCUGGUCCCCGACCGCAACAGGGUCAGGUCAAACUCACCCUCGCUCAGCUUACACAGCUUACCCAGGGGGCUCAGGGUGGGAACCAGGGCUUGACUGUAGUGAUCCAAGGGCAAGGUCAGACCACAGGCCAGCUGCAGGUUAUCCCUCAGGGUGUGACGGUCAUUCCAGGCCCCGGUCAACAGCUCAUGCAGGCAGCCAUGCCCAAUGGCCAAGUCCAGCGGUUUUUGUUCACGCCCAUGUCCAAUGCAGCUGUGUCUGCACCCACUGUCCCUUCCACAACAACCUCAAUGGGCACCCCAACCACACCUGUCCCAGCUGCUACCAGCAACACCAUCACCACCCCAGCAGCACCCAUACAACCAGCAAUUCAACCUGCUCCACAACUCCAACCUCCAACUGCACAUCCACCCACCUCAUCUCUUCCCCCAUCACAACCGCAGCAACUCGCACCCACUCUAGUCCCAACCGCCACCAUUCCCAAACUGACUCCCACUCCACAACCCCGCCCACCCGUACAGCUCCUGCCUCAACUGCAGGCCCCUCCUCAAACCUCCAUCAAACCCCACACAUCUGCAACCGCCCCUGCCUCUCAGAUAGCACAAGUUACACCUCCCGCACCUGCCCAACAGGUCACCACCAUUCCCGUUGCCCCGCAGGUCACCACCGUAACCACAGUCCAGCCGCAGAUCCAGCUUCCCCCACAGCUCCUCAGCGUUCCCGGGCUGCAACAGCAGGUCAUCUCUCACAUCCAGAGUCAGGUAGCAGCCCAUAUUCAGGCUCAGGUCCAGCAGGCUGGUACAGCAGCUGGGAUUCCCCAGCAGAUCAAACUGCAGCUGCCCAUUCAGAUCCAGCAGCAAGGCGGAGGGCAAGUCCAAACCCACCAGAUCCAGAACCUGGUGACGAUCCAGACAGCUAGCGUACAAGAACAGCUCCAGCGCAUACAACAGCUCUGUGAACAACAGCAGCAGAAGAAGAAACAGCAGGAGGUGAAGAGAGAGCAAGCCCAGCAGAACACCAGUCAGAGUGACCUGCUGCAGAAACAGGUGGCUCAGAAGCAGAAUGUGGCCAUAGAACAGUUAAAGCAGAAGAAGACCAUGACUCCUACUGAAAGAGAGGAGAACCAGAGGAUGAUUGUUUGUAACCAGGUAAUGAAGUUCAUCCUGGAUAAAAUCGAUAAGGAUGAGAGGCAGGCAGCCAAAAAGAGGAAACGGGAGGAGUCGGUCGAGCAGAAGCGCAGUAAGCAGAAUGCUAGCAAGCUCUCAGCGCUGCUCUUCAAACACAAGGAGCAGCUGAAGGCUGAUAUUCUGAAGAAGAGAGCUCUGCUCGAUAAAGAGCUGCAGCUACAAGUGCAGGAGGAGUUGAGGAGAGAUCUCAUUAAACUGAGAAGAGAGAAGGAGAAAGCUCAGGCUGCAGCCGCACAAGCGGCAGCAGCAGCAGCGGCGGCGGCCGCCGCCAGCGCUCACACACAUGCCGCCCUCUCCACAUACACACCGACGGUUACUUCCCCCUCCUCCACACACAAACGCAAGCGGGACGAGGAGAGAGAUUCCGCCUCAAAGUCAAAGCGAAAAAAGAUGAUUUCCACUACCUCAAAGGACAGCAAGAGAGACAUCAAGCUAUACUGCAUCUGCAAAACACCCUACGAUGAGUCCAAGUUCUACAUUGGUUGUGACCUGUGCUCUAACUGGUAUCAUGGAGAGUGUGUGGGCAUCACAGAGAAAGAGGCCAAGAAGAUGGAUGACUACAUCUGUUCAGAAUGUAAACGAGCACAGGAGGGCAGCACAGAGGAACUCUACUGCAUCUGCAGAACUCCAUAUGACGAGUCACAGUUCUACAUUGGUUGCGACCGCUGUCAGAACUGGUAUCACGGUCGCUGCGUGGGCAUCCUGCAGAGUGAAGCCACACACAUCGAUGAGUAUGUGUGCCCACAGUGCCAGUCUACAGAGGAUGCUAUGACUGUCUUGACACCGCUCACAGAUAAAGACUAUGAGGGGUUAAAGAGAAUACUGCGCUCCUUACAGUCUCAUAAGAUGGCAUGGCCAUUCCUGGAACCAGUAGAUCCGAAUGAUGCUCCAGAUUAUUAUGGGAUCAUCAAGGAACCAAUGGACCUAUCUACGAUGGAGGAAAGAAUACAGAAACGCUUUUACAGCAAACUUACAGAGUUCGUAGCGGACAUGACCAAAAUCUUCGACAACUGCCGCUACUACAAUCCCAGCGACUCACCUUUUUACCAGUGUGCAGAGUUCCUGGAAUCCUUCUUUGUACAGAAGCUCAAAGCUUUCAAAGCAAGCAGAUUGUGAUGACAUUGUGGCUGAAGUGGUGGAGUCUUUAUUUGAAAUCAUGGAACUUGCUCUUUUAUAAAUAGUGGAAACUGAUGUACAUUUAAAUGAAAUAACUCACAUGUUUGGAAAAAAAAAUCAGUCAUUGAAACACUUGCGAUGCCUUGAUUGACAAUCUGAGAGCGGCAGCCAUGUUGAAGUGCUAUGAACACCGUAAUCAAGGGAAAUGCUUUGCGUGCAUACAUGCUCAUAUGUGUAAUUCUGUUUUCUGGUCACGUGAUGUUAUUUAUAAUGUAUACGCUGAUGCAUGAACAUUUAUCACACAAACGUUUUGUUAGAUUGGCUGAUUAAAGACGUUUUACAAGACUGCUGUUCAGUUUUAUUGUAAUGUGCUUAACAACUGCUUGUUUCAACUGGUUGGUUGGUCUUUCCAGGUAUUCAUUGACAAACCUAGUGAACUACAAAAUGCAUAGUCGACUUUCUAAAUAGUCGGUUUCAAAUUGCUUGAAGGAAAAAUAGAUAUGUAAUGCCAUUUGUCAGGGUAUACAAAUAUUUUUAAACCCUUUUGUUAGGACUUCUAUGUUGAAAUAAAGGACCAUGCUUUAAAACUAAUUUUCAAAUUGUAUUUUUUUUUUCUUAGAUGAAUCUAGACUAAAAUGCAUUCCCUUUGCAUUAUGACAACAUGGCUGCCAUUCCUAUGAACACUUGAGGGCCCCCCAACUAGUCUUGUUUUAUUUGCAAAUGUUCAAUAAAACCCAAAGGGCUCUUAACGUCGUUUUCUCUGUUCUGUAGGUCGCAUAACAACAAACUUCAGUCAUCAGCCUCAUAGAAUACAACCACAUGCUGUUCUAAUAAACGUUGAACAUUUAGUUCAAGAUGGAACUUUAUCCCAGUCAACCAGCAUCGCACAUAGCCGCAGUGUUUGUUGGAAUAUUGGACAUAGACGCUGAGGCUUGGAUCAAGAAUGAACAGUUUACAUUUUUGAUCGUUAAAGCAAUGAGUUUUGACUGGGAUCUCCUUGUCUCAUGUUUCUUUAUGGAAUUAAAUGCCUACGAAAAUGUUUUGUGAGUUUUCUAAACCCUCCCGAAUCAUGUUCGCAUUAUCCAGGACAACAGCCGUCUAUCAUGGGUGCAACCAUUGUUUUUAACUUGAUACGUAAGAUUCAGCAUACUACUUCAAAAGUGGAAUGUGGACGCAGGUGGCUAAUUGGUUUUUAAGCAAUGGGGAAGAACGAGUACCUAAAAUAAGACCUACUGUAAGAAUGCAUUAAAGACUGAAACAUGCUCAAAUCAAGAAGGUAUCUUGUUUGUAUAACUUGUCUUUUUUUUUUUUUUUUUUUUUGUAUUACAACUGAAGAAAUAUUGAUGUAUAUGAAACAAAUAAAUGGAGGGGACGGGAUUCUCUCUUCUACAUUGAUUAAUAUGUCUCUAUAUUCUCUUCAGUUUAAAGUUAUUAACCCUGAGUAGGAUUCUAUGCAUUUGGAUAAUUCCAAUUUGCAAGGAAAGGCCUGACAGUUUGGACUUUUUAACACAAUGUACUUGUCAAAAUUAAUAUUUUUGUCUAGGUAAUUGUGUAACCAAAAGAAGUGCACAAUAAACCCCACAAAUAAUAUUUUCUAUGUUUAUAGUAAUUGAUACACCAAUUCAUCACUAUAAAUCAUUUUCUCUGAAGUGAACUUUGUGUUAAUUUUAAGUGCACUUUUCCAGUCUUGGUACAAAAUGUGUAUGACAAUAACAUGUAUUGUUUCAAUCUAUGAGUUAAAGGGAUAGUUCACCCAAAUGUGAAAAUACUCUCAUUGUUUAUUCACCCUCAUGCCAUCCCAGAUGUGUAUGACUUUCUUUCUUCUGCAGAACACAAAUGGAAAUUUGGGUUUAAUAAGAACAUCUCUAUGUAGGUCCAUACAAUGCAAGUGAAUGGUGACCAAAGCACAUAAAGGGAGUAUAAAUGUUAUCGGUAUGACUGCAAAGUGUUUUAAUCCAAGUCUUCUGAAGCGAUAUGAUCUAUUUUGGGUGAGACUAAAACAAUAGUGAAUAACUACGUUUUCACUAUAAAUCUUGACGAUCGUGAUUUCAAGCUCGAUUACACUUGUCUAGUACUUUGUGCAGGCUUCAAGCUUUAGGAAGUGUAAUCGAGCUUGAAAUCAUGUUUGUGCCUAGAGGCUUCAAUGGCAAGAUUUACAGUGAAAAAGGAGUUAUAUUUUGGUCUGUCCUCACCCAAAAUUAGAUCGCUUAAGAAGACAUGAAUUAAACAACUGGAGUCAUUAUAGAUUACUUUUAUACUUCAUUUAUGUGCAUUUUGGAGCUUCAAAGUUCUGAUCACCAUUCACUUGCGUUGUAUGGACCUACAGAGCUGAAAUAUUAUUCCAAAAAUCUUUUGUGAUCUGCAGAAGCAGGAAAGUUAUACACACCUGUUAUGGCAUGAGGGUAAUCAUAUGAUGAGAUCAUUUUCAUUUUUGGAUGAACUAUUGCUUUAAUAACUAGUUUAAUCCUUGCAAUACUUCUACAAAGUCUGUAUGUCAACAAAAAUCUAUUUUCAUGGAUCAUUUGUUUUAAGUCUACAAAGCCAGCACUUAAAAUCUGGUCUUCAUUUCAUUUAAUUUUUAAGUAGUUCCUGAAGGGCCUCCGGGAUUACUGAAUUACAAUCUAAAUAAACAAU